Molecule: messenger RNA, 1268 nt
Organism: Lytechinus pictus (painted urchin)
Lineage: Eukaryota; Metazoa; Echinodermata; Echinoidea; Temnopleuroida; Toxopneustidae
Product: neuromedin-B receptor-like
Exons: 1
Coding region: 27-1091 (354 amino acids)
Biological process (GO): G protein-coupled receptor signaling pathway
Cellular component (GO): plasma membrane
Molecular function (GO): G protein-coupled receptor activity
Source: RefSeq, a predicted model, not a curated record
CUGAUCCGAGUGAUGUCAUACUGGAUAUGACCGCAACCAUGGCAACAAGUGAGAUUGAAGGAAAUUUAACGAAUGAUCUUAAUUCGAUGAACUUCGACGUCAGUAUCCCGAUAUCGUUUACCAUCGUGAUCGUUCUCUUAAUGAUCGUAGUCAUUAUUGGUGUUCUUGGUAACUUGAUGGUUAUCGUCAUCGUGUUCAAAGAUUCUGCGAUGCGAACAACUCCAAAUGCCAUGGUAGCAUCCCUAGCAGUUGCAGAUCUGCUCGUUCUUCUAAUGUCCGUGCCCUACAAAAUCAUUUUUCUCUUCACUCAGACUUGGCCUUUUGGACAUAUCUGGUGUAAGAUUGUUCAUCACCUAGCCAUUUCUUGCGGGUUGGUGUCUGUUUAUUCUCUUGUAGCCCUCAGCGCAGACAGGUACCAUGCUAUUGUGCGUCCAACGAGUUACAUCGGCACAAGGAGUGCCUGCAAGUUGUCUUGCCUGGUUGGAUCUCUAUGGGUUAUCUCCAUUGCUCUGGGAAUCCCCAAUUUUAUUUAUGCCCGCAAAGUACCUACGCUGCAUCCACAAAUCAGUUUCUGCUUCAUUGAUAUGGGUGAAUACAAGGAAGCCUAUACAAUCACGUUUUGCAUUCUGAUGUUUGUGUUUCCUCUCGUUCUUAUCAGUAUCUACUACUCUAUGGUUUCAUGGCGUCUCCUAAGGAGUGCCUGGGCUAUUCCAGGCGAUGCCAAUGAGAAGCGCCCUCAACUGCGCUCCAGAAGGCGCUUAGCCGUGGUUGUCCUCGCUAUUGUCGUACUUUUUGCCGUACUCUGGUUCCCGCACAUCUGCAUCCGACUCUUCUUGCAGUUCCACCCUGAUCCUCAUACCCUUCAAGGAUUGGCUGACGCUAAACUCUUUUCUGAAGUUAUCAAGUAUCUCAACCCUUGUAUCAACCCCUACAUUCUCUGCUUCAUAAGCUCAACCUACCGGAAGCAUUUUCGUCGCACCUUUUGUUGGUUGUGUAGUAGGAAAAGGCGUUUCGAUCGCGCGCGUUCUCUCACGCUCUCGUCCAAAGGGUCGUCGACCCGCACGAAAUUUACGGAGUUUUUGCCUAUGUAAUAAUGGUUUACCGGAAAGGACGCGCCUAACUCGGAUAAACAUAAAAAGAAACUGAAUGAAACCUACUGUGACAUACCAGAAUGAUAAAAGAAAAUGAACAUGUAUACUGAAGAAAGUAAUUGAAUAUCUCAAAUAAACUGCACCUCAACAGGAGGGUGACUUACCGAUUGAAGCAAC